Messenger RNA from Cyprinodon variegatus (sheepshead minnow), 1361 nucleotides. It is a transcript of the gene gfi1b, whose product is annotated as growth factor independent 1B transcription repressor. NCBI's taxonomy places the organism in Eukaryota, Metazoa, Chordata, Actinopteri, Cyprinodontiformes, Cyprinodontidae. Gene Ontology annotation, cellular component: nucleus. Bases 166 to 1149 code for a protein of 327 amino acids. The record is from RefSeq and is a predicted model, not a curated record. The transcript is spliced from 7 exons.
GUCUGAUGAUGCUUCUUACUCUGCUUUACUUCUCCAACUUUUAAGGAACGGAUUUCUUUCUCCUUAUUCCCUUGCAUGGCGUUUUGGAUCUGACUGAAUCAACAGGGAAUAAAGUUCUUAUUUUCAUUUAUUUAGGAGAGGACAUUGCUCAGCUAACGAAUCAACAUGCCACGGUCAUUUCUGGUGAAAAACAAAAGGUGCGCCUCAUAUAACAUUCAUCGCACCUAUGUAGAAGAUCCUACCACCUCAGAAGAUGCUGAGGUUCCAUCCAAGGUUCAAAACCCACAAUCAUUAGAGGGGCCCCUUUCUGAGGGGCGGUCCCCCUCAGACCAUUGCUCUCCUCAGCAGGAGGAUUCAGAGCCUCAGUGUCCCUUACCUGGUCAUCCAGAGCCAACCAGCCCAUCAGUGCCCCCCUCACAGCCCUACUACCUUACAGAGCCUCACAUGGCUGAGUUUCCACCUUACUACAAGCCUUCUUAUGCCUGGGAGCCAGUGUCCUCCUCCUAUGAGCUCCGGCAGCUGAGUUUUAGCCCCACGGUCCUGCAGCAUGCCAGCAGCCUGUACGGCGGCCACAUAAGCCGCAGUCCACCCCCACAGCAGCCCCUGGACUGCAGCAGGCACUACUCCCCCACCUCCAGCACCUACCACUGCAUCACCUGUGAUAAAGUGUUCUCGACACCUCAUGGACUGGAGGUUCAUGUCAGGAGGUCGCACAGUGGAAUGCGGCCCUUCGGCUGCAGUAUCUGCAGGAAAACCUUUGGCCACGCUGUCAGUCUGGAGCAGCACAUGAACGUUCACUCUCAGGAAAAAAGUUUUGAGUGCAAGAUGUGCGGCAAAUCCUUCAAACGCUCCUCCACUCUGUCAACGCACCUGCUCAUCCACUCAGACACCAGACCCUAUCCCUGCCAGUACUGCGGGAAAAGGUUCCACCAGAAGUCAGACAUGAAGAAGCACACGUACAUCCACACAGGUGAAAAGCCUCACAAGUGCCAAGUUUGCGGCAAGGCGUUCAGUCAGAGCUCCAACCUGAUUACCCACAGCAGGAAGCACACAGGAUUCAAACCAUUUGGGUGCGAUAUUUGCUCAAAGGGCUUCCAGAGAAAGGUGGAUCUGCGCAGGCACCAUGAGAGUCAGCAUGGCAUGAAGUGAAGGCGAGCUUGAAUGUUUGUACAUAUUAGAUUUCUAUAAAAACAAAAAGCUGUCUCUAAGUAUCUUGCAUGGUGGAAGUCUUGAAGACAAACUGAAAUGUAAUAUAUAAGAAUACGUCUUUAAACAGGUCAGUGUACAUAGGGAAAAAUGGGAAAAACUCAGGUUACAUUUCUGUGAUAAUAUUCCAUUGGAAUGACUCAGGUUGUCGGGAA